CAUUUUCAUCAGGCACGUUUGGAUUUCAUGCGAUUCUUACCGGUGGCACGCCGGCAGGCAGUUCAGUCCUGCCGUGUAACUUGAACAUGAAGAUUACGUUCACGUGCGACCCGAACGCAUCCUGGAUGUUGGUGGGAAACUUUAGUGUUGUGCCGAAACCGAGUUUUCUGCACUAUACGCCGUCGAAUUGUACCUACCUCAUGCAGCUUCCUUAUGAUGGAGCUUGCUACAGCAUGCCGACUGCAGCCCCCAUACCGUCAAGUUCCUCUACAGGCAUAAGUGUUGGUUCCAUCUUACUCAUUGUGUUCUUCACUGGAAGUAUAUCCUACCUCAUACUCGGCUGUGUUUUUAAUUACUCCAAUGGCGCUGUUGGCAGAGAACUCUGGCCACACUACGAGUUCUGGGUCGAUCUUCCUGAAUUAAUAAAGGAUGGUUUCAUAUUCACAUUCAAAGUUCUCACCUGUACGGACGCUCACCUAGGACCACAAUACGAGGCCAUCUGAUGACGGCUCUCACUUCUUCUCGGAGACGAACCAGAUCCCUAGCUCAGGUUUUUCAUCGUUAAGUCAGUGUUUCUCAUUGCUCUAAUGCGCAUGUUGGGAGAUCUCCAUCGUGUUAGUUCAUAGGUCAGUUUAUUGGAGUGUACGUGCGUGUUGGCAGUGAAGUGUGAUUACAUUCUCUCACCCGCAUUCUGUGUACGUGAAAAGCAUCAAAGUUCCUGUUGCAUUUUUGUGUGUGACAAUUAUUUUUCUAAUGUCUAGGAUCUUUGAAAGGUAUACAGAAUCUGAGGUCCGAUGCCAAAAAACACUUGGCAAAGUUACUCUAAUGGUAAUGGUUUUAAUUUAAAUUGCUGAAUUAAUCAGUAAAACUGUUAAGGCUAAGUAAUAUUAGAACGAUGAGCAUAGAAACUGUGAUUAAUAUAACGAAGGACACUGUAGCACACGCAUAAAUGAGAUUAGCAUGCAUUAUAUUUUCGCACGUUACAGGGAAUCCUAUGGGUUUUUAAGUGAAUAUUUUAGUGUGAAAUACUUGAUGUACCGUAAUUAAGCUGACCCCCUUCCUUUAAUCACAUCAAGAGUAUCUUUCAACUGUUAAUGUACCAGUACUCACUCAUUCAACGCGAAAUGAGAUUUUUCAGUGCAUGCAUGCAUGCGUGUGUGCACUGUAAGGGAUGGUGUAAUUUGUCUUAGAACACAGCUCGCUCGUUCUCUAGUUUAAUAUCAGUGCGCUACUUCAGCAGGCCACUAAUAUCUGUUAAUGUUUGGAAUACAGUGAACCUGUGUAAAUCGAAGAAGAUACAUAGGUUCUUCCAGUCUCCAUAUAUAUAUACAUACAUAUGCAUAUAUACCAUAUAUACAUAUAUAUAUAUGUAUACAUGUAUGAAUGUAUCUUCCAAUUCCAAUCUUCGCAUCACGUUUCGUGAACAAAUGUGAUUUUCGGCAAAUACUUGCUCGUCUAUGUAUAAGCCGACAUUAGCAUUCCGGUGCAUAAGUCACCAUCAUCACCACCUACAACGAUGACCCGUAACCCAUAACCCUACAUAUACCUAACCCAACCUAUACCUAACCCCAGCCUAGAACUAACCCCAACUAGACAUAACCUCAGCCUAGACCAAACCCCAACCUAGUCCUGAACCUAACCUAAACUUUAACCUAACUUAACCUCUUAUCCUAAACACUUUAUAAAAACCGGGGUGUAUUUGAAGUAUGAAAAUUAUAGUAAUAUAUCUUAUAAUCCUUUAUCGCAAUUGGGUGUAAAAUGUUUGUAUUGAAAUUAUUUUUUUCCAGUCGCAUGUACUUAGGAAUUGUAUACCGUCGGCAUAUGUAAAUAGGUAGUAAUAAAUUCUUCUGAGGUCACUGCUAUAUGAUGUAAAGUAAACUUUAUGUGCGCGAGGCGAUUUCAAUCCAGUAAAAGGAAUCUUAAUCGUAAUUAUAUGUAUGAUGUUAUCCACAAAUAUAAAGAAAAGUCAUUUUCCACGACUAAACAGUGUUAAAUGAUUACACGCAAGCCAUUUAAAAAAUAAUUUCUUUCGUAAAUAUUGAACCACAAAUGUAGUAUGAUAACUGUAAAUGAAAAUGUGAAUUUAAUUCACGACGAAAAUUAAUCAGAUUCUUCUAUAUAUUCACGUUAGUGACGUAAGCAAUGUUGAAUAAUAAGUGGAUUGAAUGAAAUAUGAAGACGUCUGUAGUUUAAUGAAGCAAACUCACUGGUAAUGAUAUUUAUAAUUUACGUUCACGAAUGAGAAGCAAUUUACAAAAUAUAUACAUACAGUAUAAGUCCAAUAAAUCAACGCAUUAAAUACUCUACCGAAGGUCAUCGUAAACCGAAAAACAUAAAAUAAGAUCAAACUCACAAAGCGUUACCAUUUGGUCCACUGGUGGUGACACGUUUGAUUCGCGUUUGACUUUAUUUGAUGGCUGAAAAUACAAUAGAUGAGGUUCAUUAACACAGUUCGCGUUGUUAGUGAAAUGAGUGAAUUAGCAGUUAGUGAUUCUAACAGGAUUUACAUGAUGGUAUAGAUACCUAUAUAUCUAUCUUAUGUCACUCGUGUUUAUAUUAGCGAACGAUGCUUUUGCUUACGAUGUUUUAACUAAAAACGUCUGCGUGUGUAUUGUAGAAUCGCGUACAAAGAAAUCGAAUUUCGUUUGAAGCGAGAAUGAUUCGACCUUAAUCGAUUAGGUUUAUUGGACUUUCACCGUAUGUGAAACAAACAGGAAAUAUCAUGUGACAUUUUCAUUACAACAGAGAAUGUAACGAAAGUAAAGUUAAACAACAAAUGAGGUUCGUAACUGAAUCAGUUCAUAUGUGAUAAUCGAUGAAUAAUAUCCUAUAAUAAACAAUGUAUCAAAUA
Messenger RNA from Priapulus caudatus, 2851 nucleotides. RefSeq lists its product as uncharacterized. The record is from RefSeq and is a predicted model, not a curated record. The coding region runs from base 87 to 503 and encodes 138 amino acids. The transcript has 4 exons. Lineage: Eukaryota; Metazoa; Priapulida; Priapulimorpha; Priapulimorphida; Priapulidae. Gene Ontology annotation, cellular component: trans-Golgi network.